AUGCCAUGUUAUGCAGAUAUGAUUGCUAUUGGUGGUUAUCCAAUUGAACGUGAGGAUAGUAAAGUUGAGUUGGUAUUAUUUGUAUCUAUGAAUCUUGAUGAAUGCGAUCCAGAAACACAGGCUAUUUUCGAAAAGGAUUGUUUUUAUUCAGUAGGCUGUAAGAUCAUGUCUGGAUUCUAUAAAGGCAAAAAAAGAGCAAAGAUGAUUGUUUCUAUUUCAACUCAUUUAUCUAUUCUUAAUAAAGUUAAUAAUUUGAAUAAAUGUCUAUUGAAGACUUCUUUAGUAGGAGUUUCUCAAGAGUUGCCGCAAGUUGUAGAAAAUGACAAUACUUCAAUUUUUAAAUUGUUAAUAAGUGAUUAUAUCAGGCAGGAACAUAGUUUUAUCAUUAAACUUGUUUUUCCACGUUUUAACACAUGGUUUGUUAAUCUAAAAAUUCGACCACAAAAUUCACUUAUUUUUGUAGUUGGUCAAUUUGAGGUUAUUGAUAGUGAUUUUUACAUUUAUGCUAAGGAUUUUAUGUAUAUUAGUACUUAUUUUUCUUCUAAGCAAAAUAUUUUUGAUAAUGUUAGUUUAGAUAAUUUAUCUGAAGUGACUAAUUUUACUCAUGCUAAACUUCUUUCUACUUAUCGGAGUAUUGUUGGAAAUUCAAAAGAUAUUCUUGAGGAUAAAGGUUCAUUGAUGAAUUCAGGUAGUAAGAUUGAUAAUUCUCAGGCUAGUUCUUUAAGUUUAGAUAAUAGGUCUUUUUCAAAGAGAGUUAAAGUUGAAGAUUUUGAUGAAUCUUCAGAUGAAGUUAUUGAUGAUGAUAAUAGUAAUGUAGAUAAAAGUGUUCAUAGUGAUGAAAUGGAAGAAUCUGUUAAAAAGAAUAAGAGUGUAAGAUCUCAGAAUAAUGAUGUGAAUGUUGAAGAAGUUUAA
Molecule: messenger RNA, 912 nt
Organism: Dentiscutata erythropus
Lineage: Eukaryota; Fungi; Glomeromycota; Glomeromycetes; Diversisporales; Gigasporaceae
Source: the annotation of a GenBank genome assembly